CUAUUUUCUCAUAUAAUUGCAAAAAUUGCCACAAGACCUUAGGAUUGCAUUUAGCUGCAACAACUUUUUGUUUUUGCUGUUCAAACCACACCAUGUCCUUUAAACUGUUCACCACUCUGGAGGUUUUUGCUCAAGUGACUAUCAACCACUUCCUCUUUGGUGUUUUUCUAAAACCAGACCUUUCAGUUUCAGAACCUUAAGCCAGCACAGACAAGACAUUAGACGUAAUAUUGAUGGGGGUUGUUUGGCAGCAAACAGAAAACACUGAAAAUAGAGAAGAAAAAAACUACAUGUGAAAUAGAUAUCAGCAGAAUGUGCGCACUGUGCCGUCAGUUGGCUUUUGCAACAAGGAAAUGAAACAAAUCCUAAAAGAAAUCCACCAUUAUGAGCUGCAUCAAGAAAAACAAACUUAUUCUAAUCUGAGGGCACUUCAUAUGUCUAAGACGUCCUGAAAAUAUCACAAAACUGUUGUUUUAAAGAAAAAAAUCAGAGGUGAAAGCAGUGAUAAUCGCAAAUCAGGAAUUUCCAACACUGAGUUUUUGGACAGAAAUGGUUUGCAUCAUUUAAAAACAAGCAGGAAGUGAAACUUCACCACAGUUUGGUGGGACAUGAACGUCAUCACUGUGCAGUGAAGGCCUGCGUUUUAGUUCACCCUCACACAGGACGUUGUUGGACUGCUAUGACACAUGGACCUUUAGAAGAAUCAUCCAGGAGUAGAGUUUCAUCCACAAUGUCAGAAACAGAAUUCCUUACAAUCAAACAGACUCCAGAUGCUCCAGGCUAUAAUGCAUCCUCACCACCAUCGUAUUCCUACCAAGGCGAGCAGCCUCCACCUUACUCUGCAGCUCCAGCAACGUACAAUCCAUCCAAACCAGAGACUGCUUCCACCUCUCAGCCCUACGGUGGAUACGAGUCUUUCAGAGACAUAAUCCCAGAGGCUGCAACAGAAACCACUCCAAUUAUAUCCUCAUUGUCUUUUGAUGACGAUACAGUGAGGAGAGGGUUUGUUAGAAAGGUUUUCAGCAUCCUCACUCUCCAGCUGCUGUUCACCUUCAGUGUGGUGUGUGUGUUCACCUUCUCCAGCGUGGUCAAAGAGGCGGUGCAGAAGAACCUGUGGGCCUAUCUCAGCUCCUUCAUCAUCUUUGUUGUGGUGGCUUUCUCUCUCAGUUUGUGCAAGUCCUUCAGCCGACGUCACCCCUGGAACCUUGUGGGACUGGUGGUUGUCACCCUGAGCUUGUCGUACAUGGUGGGGACCAUCGCCUCCUUUCACAACACCACCGCUGUGGUUAUCACUAUGGCAGUAACAUUGGUCAUUACUGUCGCCAUCAUCGCCUUUACUGCACAGACUCGUUAUGAUUUUACUAUUUGUUAUGGCAUCCUGUUGAUCGUGGCUGUGGACUUCGUCAUGUUUGGGUUCUUCUGCACCUUCUACUACUCCUACAUCACUGAUGUCACCUACGGGUGUCUGGGAGCUCUGCUGUAUUCACUGUUCCUCAUGAUCGACUGUCAGCUGAUGAUGGGGUUGAUGAGCCAUCGCCUGGAUCCAGAGGAAUACAUCAACGCUGCUCUUAUGAUUUACCUGGACAUAGUCCUCAUCUUCCUCUACCUGCUCGGGAGGAGGUGAAAGUGUGUGUACAACACACAUAAACCAACAGACACUCCAGCUGAUUGAAAAACCUUCAUUGCUGUGUAUAUAACAUUUUAAGUGAAAAUAAUGAAAGAUUAAUUUCAAUAGAACCUUUUGUCUCAUUUUUACAUUACCAAGACCUAUUUCAUCACAUCUAUGUUGUAUAAAAGAGCUCCAUCAAAAAGUUGGAUCCUGUCAUUCAGAUGCUGCAUUAAAUCAAAGAAAACUUAAGUUUUAGAGCAGGGAGGCAAAAACCAAGGCAAUUUAAUAUUUACAAAUACA
Melanotaenia boesemani (Boeseman's rainbowfish) is the source of this 1909-nucleotide messenger RNA. Its product is annotated as protein lifeguard 1. Bases 680 to 1624 code for a protein of 314 amino acids. Gene Ontology annotation, biological process: negative regulation of apoptotic signaling pathway. NCBI's taxonomy places the organism in Eukaryota, Metazoa, Chordata, Actinopteri, Atheriniformes, Melanotaeniidae. The record is from RefSeq and is a predicted model, not a curated record. Gene Ontology annotation, cellular component: membrane; Golgi apparatus; endoplasmic reticulum. The transcript is spliced from 6 exons.